AUCAGCUACAGGCUGGGUCAGAGGAGAGCUCUGUUCGGGAAGCGCAAACAACUGAGCGACUACGCGUUGGUCUGUGGGAUGUUUGGCAUCAUUGUCAUGGUCAUCGAGACAGAGCUGUCAAGGGGAUUUUACACCAAGGAAUCCAUGUAUUCAUAUGUUCUAAAAGGCCUGAUCAGCCUUUCUACUGCUAUUCUGCUGGGACUGAUUGUGAUGUACCAUGCAAGGGAAAUCCAGCUCUUCAUGGUGGACAACGGGGCAGACGAUUGGAGGAUAGCAAUGAAUUUUGAGCGACUUGUCUUCAUCGUGUUGGAGCUCCUCAUCUGUGCCAUUCAUCCAAUCCCAGGGAAAUACGUGUUCACCUGGACGACUCGACUGGCCUUCAGCUAUGCAGCAUCAGUGACGUACGCCGACAUAGACAUCAUCCUCUCUGUGCCGAUGUUCCUUCGCCUCUACCUGAUUGGCCGGGUCAUGCUGCUCCACAGCAAGCUGUUCACAGACGCUUCCUCUCGCAGCAUCGGUGCGCUCAAUAAGAUCAACUUUGACACUCGUUUUGUCAUGAAGACCCUGAUGACCAUCUGUCCUGGCACAGUGCUGCUAGUCUUCAGUGUGUCCUGUUGGAUCAUUGCUGCGUGGACAGUGCGUGUUUGUGAAAGCUUUAACAUAAACUGCUUUUACAGACAGGUGUCAUGUUUAAAUAGGUAUCACGAUGCACAGGAAGUAACCAGCACUUUCCUUGGAGCAAUGUGGCUCAUCUCCAUUACCUUCCUGUCCAUUGGCUAUGGGGACAUGGUCCCUCACACCUACUGUGGAAAAGGGGUUUGCCUGUUAACUGGAAUUAUGGGAGCAGGUUGUACAGCCUUAGUCGUGGCUGUUGUCGCAAGAAAAUCAGAACUCACCAGAGCUGAGAAACAUGUCCACAACUUUAUGAUGGAUACCCAAAUCUACAAGAAGAUUAAGAACACAGCAGCAAAUGUGUUGAGAGAGACAUGGCUCAUUUACAAAAACACAAAGCUGGUCAACAAGAUUGACCAUGCCAGAGUACGCCACCAUCAGCGUAAAUUCCUGCAUGCCAUCCACCAACUGCGACGAGUGAAAAUGGAGCAAAGGAAACUAACUGACCAGGCCAAUACAGUUGCUGAUCUUGCAAAGACUCAGAACAUGAUGUAUGAUCUGGUGUCAGAGCUGCAGCAUCGAAGUGGUGAGCUGGACACUAGGAUUGUGGCUCUGGAAGAGAAACUGGACUCCAUCCUUCAAUGUGUCCAGUCGCUGCCCGUUGUGCUUUCUCAAGCAAUAGCAAAGUUACAAAAGGAUUUCCUGGAUGACUUGGCUUGCCGUGUACACUUCCUAUCAUCCUCCCUGAGCUCUGAGUGCUGCUCAGUGCCGGCCAGGCAGCUUUGUCCAGGAUCCACUGCACCGGAGACACCAUACAACUGACUGGCCAUUCCUCAGUGCUUUUCUUCUUAGUGUGCAACUGUUUACAAUGCUGGGAUGGACUUUCUCAACAUGAACUCUGCUACGUGUUUAUGGAGUCAUACACAUUCACUCCUGGGAGUUGCAGCUGCACCACCAGUGCAAGAGGAAGACCAUGUGUAAGGGGACUUUAGAGGAAAAGGAAAAACAUUAUUCCUUCAUUUCCUCUCCCAAAAGUGGGGACUGUGCAGA
This is a messenger RNA of Oreochromis aureus, 1662 nucleotides long. RefSeq names its product potassium intermediate/small conductance calcium-activated channel, subfamily N, member 1b (gene kcnn1b). The transcript has 8 exons. Gene Ontology annotation, biological process: potassium ion transmembrane transport. Gene Ontology annotation, cellular component: neuron projection; plasma membrane; neuronal cell body. The coding region runs from base 79 to 1434 and encodes 451 amino acids. NCBI's taxonomy places the organism in Eukaryota, Metazoa, Chordata, Actinopteri, Cichliformes, Cichlidae. Gene Ontology annotation, molecular function: small conductance calcium-activated potassium channel activity; calmodulin binding. The record is from RefSeq and is a predicted model, not a curated record.